CAACGGGAGUGUUCCAUCUUUUCAGUGUGAAGAGAGAUUUGGAGAGAGAGCCCAGAGCCCAGAGGCAACAAGUCAAGGCCAACAUUUCCUGUGUGCAAGGGGAUCUGAGUAGCCUGUGGCCAUGGGACAAGCUCUGGGUAUCAAGAGCUGUGACUUAAAGGCAGCAGAAAACAAUGAGGAGCAUCACACCAAAGCCCUCAGCUCCCGGCGCCUGGUUUUGAGGAGGGGACAGUCCUUCACUAUCACCCUGAACUUCCGUGCCCCAGUCCACAAAUUUCUGAGUGCCCUGAAGAAAGUGGCUCUCGUGGCACAAACUGGAGAGCAUCCUUCCAAGGCCAACAAGACUCAAGCCAUAUUCCCAAUUUCCUCUUUGGGGGACCAAAAAGGAUGGAGUGCAGCAGUGGAAGAAAGAAGUGCCCAGAACUGGACCAUCUCCGUGACCACACCCGUGGAUGCUGUCAUUGGCCACUACUCACUCCUGCUUCAGGUUUUAGGCAGGAAACAAUACCCCCUGGGCCAAUUCACACUGCUUUUUAAUCCCUGGAAUAGAGAUGAUGCCGUGUUUCUUCAGAAUGAGGCUCAACGCACUGAAUACUUACUGAACCAAAAUGGCUUUAUCUAUCUGGGCACGGCUGACUGCAUUCAGGAGGAGCCCUGGGACUUUGGUCAGUUUGAGAGCGAUGUCAUGGACCUCAGUCUGGACUUAUUGAGUGUGGACAAGCAAGUGGAGAAGUGGAGCCAGCCUGCACAUGUGGCCUGUGUGGUGGGCACCUUGCUGCAUGCUCUCAGGAAGAAGAGUGUCCUGCCUAUUUCACAGACCCACGCUGCCCAGGAAGGGACCUUACUGUACAAGCGACGGGGCAGUGUGCCCGUACUGCGGCAGUGGCUCACCGGCCAAGGACGACCUGUGUAUGAAAGUCAGGCCUGGGUGUUCACUGCUGUUGCUUGCACAGUGCUACGUUGCCUGGGAAUCCCAGCACGCGUCGUUACCACAUUUCCUUCAGCCCAGGGUACCCGUGGGAGCCUGCUGGUGGAUGAAUACUACAAUGAGGAGGGGCUCCAGAAUGGAGAAGGACAGAUGGGCCGUAUCUGGAUCUUCCAAACUUCUGUAGAAUGCUGGAUGAACAGACCUGAUUUGUCCCAGGGUUAUGACGGAUGGCAGAUUCUGCACCCAAAAGCUCCUAACGGAGUUGGAGCCCUAGGAUCCUGCAGUCUGGUCCCAGUCAGGGCAGUCAAGGAGGGGGAACUGCAGCUGGAUCCAGCGGUAUUAGAUCUUUUUGCUGCGGUAAAUGCCAGGUGUGUGGUCUGGAAGUGCUGUGAAGAUGGGACCCUGGAACUGACCCAGUCCAGCAAAAAGAAUGUGGGUGAUAGCAUCAGCACCAAGGUCGUGGGCAGUGACCGCUGCGAAGACGUCACCCAGAACUACAAGUAUCCUGAAGGGUCCCCUGAAGAAAAAGAGGUCCUGGAAAGAGUCCAGAAAGAAAGAAGGAAACGCUGGAAAGAGAAAGGCAUGUGUCCACCGAGUCCUGAGCCUGUUGACCCUCUGUACCUGUUCUUGGACACACCUAGCUCUCUCCCUUUGAGAGGGAAUGGCCAAGUCUCAGUGACCCUGAUUAACCCCACCGACCAGGAGAAGGAGGUUCACCUGGUGAUUAGGGCCCAGGCUGUGUACUACAAUGGAGUCUUUGCUACUGAUCUCUGGAGGCAGAAGGAGUCCUUCAGGCUUCGAACCAACCAAGUGCUGAAAAUAUCCACCAACCUGUCCUUCUCCAAUUUUAAGCAAGACCCACCGGAGAACAGCUUCGUCAGAGUCACAGCCAUGGCAACACACUCUCCCACCAGCCUCAGCCGCUUUGCUCAGGAAGAUGUAGCCAUUGGUAGACCGAAUCUUAUCAUCGAGAUGCCAGAGCGAGCAGAACAGUACCAGCCUCUCACUGUCACAGUCCGUAUGAAGAACUCCUUAGACUGCCCCAUGCAGGACUGCAUCAUCUCCAUCCUUGGAAGGGGACUCAUUCAUAGAGAGAAGCGAUAUAGGUUGGGUUCCGUGUGGCCAGGGAGCUCCCUGUGUACUCAGUUCCAGUUCAUACCGACGCAUCUGGGGCUCCAGAGACUCACUGUGGAAGUAGACUGUGACGUGUUCCAGAACCUGACAGGCUACGGAAGUGUCCUGGUGGUGGCUCCCCAAGUGUCUGUUUAAACCCCAAACUACCUUCUAAAGCCAGACAUGCUCUGGAGGGAAACUCUGCUGUCAGACAAAUGGGUCUGCACUAAGGCUGAGCAGAAUAGUGACCAAAAACCAAGUUAGAC
Molecule: messenger RNA, 2307 nt
Organism: Arvicola amphibius (Eurasian water vole)
Lineage: Eukaryota; Metazoa; Chordata; Mammalia; Rodentia; Cricetidae
Gene: Epb42
Product: erythrocyte membrane protein band 4.2
Exons: 13
Coding region: 122-2197 (691 amino acids)
Biological process (GO): peptide cross-linking
Molecular function (GO): protein-glutamine gamma-glutamyltransferase activity
Source: RefSeq, a predicted model, not a curated record